AUGUCCACCGACCUCUCCACCACCGCCGCAUCCAUCGCGCGCCUCUCCCUCCACGACCCCAACAACUUCCACAUCCAACACUCCCAAACCCUCCACCGACUAACCCUCCUCCAGCACUGGGCCAUCCCCGCAGGCUCCAGACUCCUCGAGCUAGGAUGCGGCCAAGGCGACUGCACGACCGUCCUCGCCUCCGCCGUAGGCGAACAGGGCAGCGUAGUAGCAGUUGACCCAGCAGAUCUUGAUUACGGAUCCCCAUACACCCUCUCCCAAGCCCAAUCCCACAUCAGCCAAUCCCCACUAGGGCACCGCAUAACCUGGAUCCAACAAUCCCCACUAGAUUACCUCUCCUCCCUGCCACCGACAUUCGACGCUGCAAUCCUCGCCCACAGUCUCUGGUACUUCUCCUCUCCCGCAGUUAUCCUGUCUACUUUCCGCGCCGUCAGGCAGCACAGUAAACGGCUCUUGCUGGCGGAGUGGGGACUAGUAGCCACGCACCCGUCCGCGCAGCCGCAUGUGCUCGCUGCGCUGGCGCAGGCGGCGCUGGAGUGUCGGAAACCUGGGGAGAGUAGUGACUCGAAUGUGCGGACGGUGUUGGGGCCGAAGAGGCUUAGGGAGUUGGCGGUGGAGGCGGGAUGGAAGGUCGAGAGGGAGGAGUAUGUACAGACUGGGGAGGGGUUGUUGGAUGGGAGGUGGGAGGUUGCGGCUGUUCUUGAUGGGGGGUUUGAGGAGGAGGUGAGGAGGGUUGUGAGGGAUGAGAGGGAGAGGGCGGUGGUGUUGGCGGCGAAGGAUGCGUGUGAGAUGAGUGUUAGGGGUGUGGAGAGGGUGAGGAGUAUGGAUGUUUGGGUUGCUAGUUUUGUUUGA
Molecule: messenger RNA, 861 nt
Organism: Aspergillus luchuensis
Lineage: Eukaryota; Fungi; Ascomycota; Eurotiomycetes; Eurotiales; Aspergillaceae
Product: class I SAM-dependent methyltransferase
Exons: 2
Coding region: 1-861 (286 amino acids)
Source: RefSeq, a predicted model, not a curated record